UUGAAUCUCGAAAAAUCUGUAGCUUACAGCUUCCUCUCGUAAAAGCGCGGCAAACUAAGAGAGGUUCCACAUAACACAAAGGAAGGAGCGAGAACUGAAGCAAUGGAAGACUCGGGUGCAAUUCUGUGUCAGAUCUCUUCGCUCAAGGAUAUGCUUGAUCAGGUGAACGAAGAAAUUGAGGCGAACAUUCAGGCAACGAGAGAGAUUGAAUCACAAAUAGUGAAGUCUGCGGAAGUCGAAAGCGCGUUGGCUGCUCGAGAAUCGGAGCUGAUGAGAACUGCAUAUGCACUGCAAUUUGAAAUCGAUGGCUUGAUGAGAGUUUAUGCUGAUUCAGAGACCUCUCUCAAACAUUUGGACGAAAAGAUUUGUUGUCUAAGAACGAGGAGCGAUGACAUACUUAUGAGUAUGAAUAACAGAAGGGAUGCAUUCAUGGCGUCGUGCCUGGCUUUUCAAAAUGAAGUUUCUGUAAAAGAUAAUGAUGAAGUAUGCACUUUGCUAGCAGAGAAAGAGGUGCUACAGAAUGAAGUUCAUAGUUUAAACAAGAAAACCAAAGCAUUGGAAAGUUCAACAGCAGCUUUUGUGGAAGAGGUUCUUGAAGAUCUUCAGCACGCGACGUCUGCUUUAGACGUCGAAAUAAGAAGUGGCAAUAUUGAGAAUGAGAAACUGCUCAAAGAUAUUGACGAAUUAAAGAGAACAUUGUCUUCACUUAUGUUGGCCAGAACGCAGGAAAUGCAGGUAUCUGGAGCUGGUAAUGUUUUAAUCCGCUGACCAGUGAUAGUUGUUCAAGUCACUUGUAUGCUGAAGUUAGCCGUACUUGAAUCUGUCAACAGAUUACUUUCAAUAAUUCUAAAGCUUUCAGCUCCAAACUUUCAUAGUAGUUAAAUGUGAAAUAAUGCGUUUGACUCGUUGCUGCUAGAUUUUCUAACACUUCUAGUUCUAGUUAAGAGUGUUCAAAGUAAAGCAGGUGAACAUGUGAACGAUCCAGUGAACAGCUUAGUUUGAUUAUCAUUGUUG
Molecule: messenger RNA, 1014 nt
Organism: Nicotiana tabacum (common tobacco)
Lineage: Eukaryota; Viridiplantae; Streptophyta; Magnoliopsida; Solanales; Solanaceae
Source: RefSeq, a predicted model, not a curated record